AGGCUGAGAGGCCAGCCAGGACUGCCCACGUUCUCACGAUGUCUGAUGGGGACUACGACUACCUGAUCAAGUUCUUAGCUCUGGGAGACUCCGGCGUUGGCAAGACCAGCAUCCUCUAUCAGUACACCGACGGCAAAUUCCACUCCAAAUUCAUAACAACGGUGGGCAUCGACUUCCGGGAGAAGAGAGUGGUGUACCGGCCCCACGGGCCAGAUGGCCUCAGUGGCAGAGGGCAGAGGAUUCACCUGCAGCUCUGGGACACCGCCGGGCAAGAAAGGUACCGGAGCCUGACCACCGCCUUCUUCAGAGACGCCAUGGGCUUCCUCCUCCUCUUCGACCUGACCAGCGAGCAGAGCUUUCUCAACAUCCGGAACUGGAUGAGCCAGCUCCAACUGCAUGCCUACUGCGACAACCCGGACGUGGUCUUGUGCGGAAACAAAAAUGACCUGGAAGAGCAGAGGGCAGUCAAAGCGGAGGAUGCCAAGGAGCUGGCGGAGAAAUAUGGGAUCCCGUACUUUGAAACGAGCGCAGCCAGCGGGACCAACGUCAGCCAGGCCAUCGAGACACUGCUGGACCUCAUCAUGAAGCGCAUGGAACGGUGUGUGGACAAGUCCUGGAUCCCAGAAGGGAUGGUGCAGUCCAAUGGCCACAGCUCAACGGAGCAGCUCACUGAGGAGGAGAAGGAGAAAAGCCGAUGUGGCUGCUAG
Heteronotia binoei (common prickly gecko) is the source of this 707-nucleotide messenger RNA. It is a transcript of the gene RAB27A, whose product is annotated as RAB27A, member RAS oncogene family. Lineage: Eukaryota; Metazoa; Chordata; Lepidosauria; Squamata; Gekkonidae. Gene Ontology annotation, cellular component: secretory granule; melanosome. The transcript is spliced from 6 exons. Bases 39 to 707 code for a protein of 222 amino acids. Gene Ontology annotation, biological process: positive regulation of exocytosis; melanosome transport. Gene Ontology annotation, molecular function: GTP binding; GTPase activity. The record is from RefSeq and is a predicted model, not a curated record.